AUGGACGGCAAGUUCUCGCAAAACGGCCAAGGCCACUCUGGGGAUAAGGCCUCUACCGAGGGUGCGAUGCAUCUACAGACCAUGGACAAUGUCGAGGCACAGUAUGAAGCAGCUCAAAAGGCCGAUGGCAACGGCCAGAUAGAACGACAUAUUACAUCUUCUUCCAAACCGCCUCUGAAUUUCGGCACUGUCCUCCAAGGUCUCUACCGAAGCAGUUAUCCCGAGGCAGAGCACUACUCCUUCAUCCAAGGCCUGAAGCUGAAGACCAUUGUCACCUUGGUCAGCAAGGAAAUGCCAGAUGGCUUCCAGCAGUUCAUGGAUGCCAACGGUAUCACGCACAAGAUCUUCGACAUGGGAGGAACCAAGAAGGAAAAGAUCCCAGUCGAACUGAUGCAGUCAAUCAUCAAAGUGGUUACCGACAAGGAGAACUACCCGAUGCUUAUCCACUGCAAUCAGGGAAAGCAUCGCACGGGAUGUGUGGUUGGUGUCAUCCGCAUGACCAACUCAUGGGACACCAAGAGAGUACUAGAAGAGUACACCACGUUCGCAGCUCCCAAGGUUCGAGAGACCGAUCUCAAGUACCUCACCAACUUCAAGAUCUCGAGCCUGCCAAACCUCAAGCCAAAGAACUUCACACACACCAUCGGCCGAUAUGGCUAUUUGACGAUAAUGGCAUUCUUCACCAUCUGUCUCUUCAUCUACUCUUUCAGCAAGAUGAGAAUCUGGUCCCGGCGCCCGAGAGAAGCCUCGUCCCUGUAG
Molecule: messenger RNA, 759 nt
Organism: Anthostomella pinea
Lineage: Eukaryota; Fungi; Ascomycota; Sordariomycetes; Xylariales; Xylariaceae
Source: the annotation of a GenBank genome assembly